This is a messenger RNA of Aplosporella prunicola CBS 121167, 2039 nucleotides long. RefSeq lists its product as uncharacterized. The coding region runs from base 155 to 1921 and encodes 588 amino acids. The record is from RefSeq and is a predicted model, not a curated record. The transcript has a single exon. Lineage: Eukaryota; Fungi; Ascomycota; Dothideomycetes; Botryosphaeriales; Aplosporellaceae.
ACCAACAUAGCCCACUGCUGCUCCCCAGCCCCCCGCCGCUCUUUUGCAUCACCACCCCCACCCGCACGCUAAUUUAAUGUCUCCACGACUCGCUCCUGCACCCGAUCCAUCUCUUACAUAUACCUGCGCGACGCCCUACUACUAGAGGAGGGCCAUGUCCUCCUCAGACAACCCCGGGGUCCAGCUGCCGUCGUCGUCCAGGCCCUCGCCGUCGCCGCGCUCGCCGCAGGGCCGACGACGGCCGUUGCAGGAGCGAACCACUCCGCAACCUACGAUCCGCAUUGUCGGGGACUCAGAUCCCAAGACGGCCUACGACAAGUCGCCCUUCCCGUCUCAGCCCUCGCACAUACUGUCGCCGUCGCGUUAUGGCCAGGGUUCGCAUACCAACGACCAGGGCCAUGACGUUUCAGCCAGCGACUCUCCCGCCAAUCGCCCGCGUGCCGUCUCGCAGCGCGUGGCUUCCAUGGUGGCCAACUUCGAGGCCCUCACUCCGAAAGCCCUCGAGCCCCGCUCAAGCAACCGCAAUUCGUCAUCCACCAAGAACUCCAGGAAUUCCGCUGCCAGCACACUCACUCUUGGCGCUCCAUUCACACCCGCCUCCAGCCGCUUCUCCCAAGGCACCACCCCGCCCACUUCCCCGCUCUCGAACUUGAGGCAAAGCAAGCACGACAGCUUGGCCAGCACCAACAUACUUAGCGCCUUUGAAGACGACGAGGACGACCAAGCCACCACUCCCACUGCUCCCACUGCGCCCGCCGGUCUCGGUUCGCCUGCUCCCAUCGCUCCCGUCGCUCCCGCCGCAGCCACCAUCCGCCCCGUUAUUCCCUCAGGAUCCUAUCCGGAUCCCACAAAGUUCUCGCAAGAUCCUGAGCCCGAAAACGAGUUCGCACGGCCCGUGUACCCGUCUGCGUCUACAGCGCUGACCGAGUCGAUACGCCGGCCUUCGGAAGCGUCGACUGCAGACUGCAACAGGACAUACAGGACUUCGGAUACUCCCACUCCUCCUUCGUCCGCAGCGGAUGGCAGUUGGCUGUCGAGAGCCUGGGAGUCUCUCUCAAUUGCGUCCGACGACACCGCGAUCUACCGCAAGCCAGCGGGCCACCGUGACUUUUCCGGAUCGACGGUCGAACGUCGUCCGCCUGAAUCCGAGCCUCAUACGUCAUCAUCUAGUUCGCCUGGCGCGCUCAGUGAGUUUAGUGUUCCUAACUCGCAAAAGACCACGGUCCACCACCCUCGUUCCCGAUCCGAUCAUCUUGGCUCUACGAGGGUAUCGAACGAGUCUCUGUACUCUCCCCCGAGCACUAGGGGAAGCAACACCCACUCGCGGUCCUCUUCCUCGCCCGCUCCUAACUGGAGCUUGCACCCCGCGCUGGAGGUGGACGAGAACGGUUCGCCUGAUUCCUCCGUCGUCCCGCGCCCGUCCUUAAACAGCCCUUGGGGUGAAUCGCGGCCUCUUCCGAAGAACAAGACCCGUAUGCAGGGGCGAAGUGACAAUUGGAGCUCGAACCUCUCGACGAUUGACUCGGCAUCGGAACCGCGGACCUCGCAGUCGCUGUCGAGCACUCUGACGCUAGGCCUCGGCGGUCAUCGCAAGAGGCAGAGCCUCGGAAGCAUUGACUAUCUGACAAGCGGUGCCGAGCCUACCCCGUCGCCGGGAGAUCACGCCAACCCCGCCGCUCCUCGCUUGAUCAUUCCUUCGGAAACGCAAACUCGGAGAGACAAAGAACAACAUGGCGAGGGAGACGAUACGCUUGGAGAGCUCAAUGCUCUCCCGCUCCGCUCUCAACGUUCCGGGUUGCUCCGCACACUCUCUCUGGAUUCCUCGCGUCCCAGUUCCUCUCAUUCGGCCCGCAGCUCGUACACGACCCACUUCCUUGACACCGUCCCAGCAUGGGCGAGGUAUGCAUCAUCGAUCCUGUAAUCUGACCACCAACUGACAAAACGCAGGGAGUACUACCGUAAUGGCCUGGGCGAACGCUCAUCUUUCUUCGCCCCCUCUUCUUCUAGCGGGGCCUCGACUCCCCACCUUUCGCGUGCGA